AUGUCGUUCCCGGACCACAGCUCCCAGCUGGGUGCGGGACCCGAUUUGAAAAACAUUGAGGUUAUGCUGAAUCACUCCGAGCUCUUCAGGGCAGAGUGUAAAGGGCUGAUCCUGGAGACUGACAAAGCAUGGCGGCGCAUGCAAAAUGAUGACAAAAAGCGACUCGAUCAGCGGGUCAGAGAUAUCCAGUUUCUGAUAAAGGAAUUGGAGCUAAAGCUGGAGGAGGUCAUUCUGGAGACUGAUGCUCUUAUAACUUUACAGAGCAGUGUUGUGAAGGCUCUGGAGGGCACCAAAGAGCCUCUGAGAGUCACUGUUCUCUGUCUGGAGGAGAGGAUGAAACGUGCCCCGGCUGAGAGGGUGGAGGAUGAGGUGGAAAGAGAGCUGCUGAAGGAGCAGGAGGUUCUCAAGGGAGUGGCUUCCCUCCUGGAGCGUACAGUGGAGCAGAUGAGUGAACAGAUUCGACUGAACCGAUCUGCCAAGUACCAUUUAGAGAAGGAUCUGAAGGAGAAAUCUGAGGCCCAGCACAUUGACAACUCCUGUGUUGUAAUGACCACCCAUUCCAUCGGUAACCUGCAGCUGUCCACAACUAAGAGCACCGGUCUGCCUAGCUUGACAGUGACUCCAAAGCAGUGGGAGAACAUCUCAGAUAUCAACAUAGCUAAAGCAGAGCACCAGAAGUCCAACUCUGAGUCCAUGAGGGUCCUGGUGCAGUCUGUCCUGGAGCAGACAGCUGCUGACAUGCAGAAGCAGUUCCAGGCUACAACAACUGCCUUCCAGACACAUAUCCAGGAAAUCAAGUCUGCCAAGAGCCAGAUGGAAGAGAAACUGCCCGAGAUUCUGUCUGAGAUAUCCAGCCAGGAGAGGCUCAGAGAGGAUCUUCAAGUGGCCAUCACAGAGAAUGAGCAUUCCCUGAAUCUGGCAAAGACCCGGCUGGCUAUGCGUCUCCAGAGGCCCGGCAAGGAGCAGUGCUACGAUCUAGCCCAGGCUCAGCUCCUCACUGAAAUCCAGCACCUCACCUCUCACAUCAAGAAACUGCGUGAGGAAGCAGCUCAGUCACAGGAGCAGCAGAGGGCGCUAGUGCGCUGCAAGCUGAGGCUGGAGGAGGAUGUCGAUAUGAAGGCCAGCUCUAUCUACAUUGACGAAGUCAUCUGCACUCAGCUCAGGGAGCCUGUCAGGAUACAUACAUUCUGA
Messenger RNA from Pelmatolapia mariae (spotted tilapia), 1191 nucleotides. It is a transcript of the gene tekt1, whose product is annotated as tektin 1. NCBI's taxonomy places the organism in Eukaryota, Metazoa, Chordata, Actinopteri, Cichliformes, Cichlidae. The transcript is spliced from 7 exons. Gene Ontology annotation, biological process: cilium movement involved in cell motility; cilium assembly. The coding region runs from base 1 to 1191 and encodes 396 amino acids. Gene Ontology annotation, cellular component: microtubule cytoskeleton; nucleus. The record is from RefSeq and is a predicted model, not a curated record.